AUGUUUUCCUUGACAAGGGUAAGGGCAAUUCAAUGCUUAUCUAAGUGUAAACAAAUACACACAACCCUUGUAAGUUUUGACACUCAAAAAACUGAAAAGACUAUCAAUCAAGUUACAUUACUGGGGAGAGUUGGAGCUGAUCCACAAAAAAGAGGCACAGAAGAGCAUCCAGUAAUAAAUUUUCCGCUUGCUACACAUUUUAGUUAUAAAUAUGAAUCUGGUGAUAUACUACAAAGGACUGAUUGGCACAGAAUCAGUAUUUUUAAGCCAGGUUUAAGAGAUACUGUGUACAAGUAUCUGAAGAAAGGUCAAAGGGUGUAUGUUACUGGAAAAUUAUCAUAUGGUGAAGUAAAAUUAGAUGAUGGACAAGUAAGAUCUGCAUCUACUGUUAUAGCAGAUGAUGUUAUCUUUUUUCAAACACAGCAUACAGAAAAUUAA
Molecule: messenger RNA, 438 nt
Organism: Parnassius apollo (apollo)
Lineage: Eukaryota; Metazoa; Arthropoda; Insecta; Lepidoptera; Papilionidae
Source: the annotation of a GenBank genome assembly